CUAGUAGGUAUGUUCCUGGUUCAGUGUAUGUGUUGAAAAGGUCUGGCAUUGUACUCCGGCCCUUGCGGUGCACAUGUGGAACGCACCGCGACAGAGAGCAGGAGGGGGUCAUUUUGAGGGGCAGCAUAUGGUGUCAGCUUGGGCAAUCUUGGGGCUUAUUCUUCUGCCAUCGUCGCUGUGCUACCCUUCUGGCAAGCAGGGCCAUGCUGGCCGGCGGACGUCAGUGGAGACAGCAAAACUCUCAUUUCCACUGGAGGUGUCCAGCCACCUAUCAUGGGAUGCAGACCAGACCUCCACAUUGUCCAAGAAGGGGCAUGUGGCCCGCCGGCAGUCAUUGGAGACAGUGAAGCUCUCGUUCCCACUGGAGGUUUCAAAUGAUCUCUCCUGGGAUGCAUCAUGGUCCUCCACGCUCUCGACAGACCCUUCCUUUGACAAGAUCCAGCCUUCUAUCCCUGAAGUUCCCAAGCUGUUUGGAUCUGCCCUGAGCAAGCGCAGACCUCUGAAGGAGCCCAGCACGAUGCAAGAGGGAAAGCAAACAAGGCGGCAACUUUCAGACACGACCACAACAAAGCUGAGCUUUCCUGUCGAGCUCUCAAACACCCUCUCCUGGGAUGCCACUCUUACAUCCACCCUGGACUUCAACCCCACUGGGAGUGUGGAGAAGGAAGUUGUAGCGGGUUCCGUGCAUGCCAGCCAUGAUCCGUUCCCUUUGAAGUGGGGCUUCAAAGUGGGCAAGGGCAGAAAGCUGAAGGAACAUGCAGAUGACACACAGGAUGAGAUUGACAACAAUGCCUCAAGAGAAUUGCUGGAGACCCCAGAGAUAAAGCUGCCAGAAGAGGGUUCAGGAUCCAUACCCGAUGUGACAAAGAGUACCAUAUUUGAGGCGAAGAAACCCAACUUCUCUUUCCAUGACCGGGGCAGCCGCGCAUCCCAGACACUCCAGAACUGA
Messenger RNA from Coccomyxa subellipsoidea C-169, 949 nucleotides. RefSeq lists its product as hypothetical. NCBI's taxonomy places the organism in Eukaryota, Viridiplantae, Chlorophyta, Trebouxiophyceae, Coccomyxaceae. The coding region runs from base 74 to 949 and encodes 291 amino acids. The transcript has 9 exons. The record is from RefSeq and is a predicted model, not a curated record.